Messenger RNA from Strongylocentrotus purpuratus (purple sea urchin), 3982 nucleotides. RefSeq lists its product as uncharacterized. Bases 901 to 1320 code for a protein of 139 amino acids. The record is from RefSeq and is a predicted model, not a curated record. The transcript is spliced from 5 exons. NCBI's taxonomy places the organism in Eukaryota, Metazoa, Echinodermata, Echinoidea, Camarodonta, Strongylocentrotidae.
UAAUUUCCAAAGUGCCCCUCCAAAACAAAUUUGGUUUAUUUCAGUACCAUAUGAAAGAUCAUCGAAAAAAACAUGGGAGAUGAUAAUAAUUCCAAAUCAAAUGCUCUAAUUGUUGUGCAAUUUGCUUUCAAAACAUUAUAUAAAAGUGUUUGACGUCCGGACAUCACUUUUGACUUUCGACGGUUUAUUUUUUGAAUUUACGUGUUUAGCUCCCUCUAUGUCAUUUAACAACCAGCGUAUUUACAACGAGUGUUUGAGUUCGUUGGUACGUACAGUACUACAGGUAGCUAGCAGGCGGGUAUCCGACCGCGCGCUAGUAAUACAGUACAGCUGAUCAAUUCCAAUACGCUGCUUUCACGUAAAGUAUAACACACACAGCUCAUAUCAGCGCCGAUCGAACGCUAGACAGCUACAGACAAGCUUUGAUUGAAAUACGAUAACGAGAUCGAGAUUGGAAAAGGAGCUCGAGGUCACGGACGAUGGCCGACUCGGACUCGGGCUCGGACUCAGCUAGUGCUAAGCCUAAGGACAAGGCUAAGGCUACGCUAAAUCGGAAUAAGACUAAGUAAGACGGUAAGAGGAAGGAGAGAAACAAGCAAUGGCAGCUCGACCAUCCGGCCCAGAGGAGGCGCGGGAGUGGCUGUGAACAAGGCCAGGGUACGGCGGAGAAACUUCGCGAGCUGCAGGCGGCCUUCUCGUUGCCGAGUCUAGACUAGAGGAUGCAAUAGACAUGCCAGCUCACUGAGAGAUAUGAAGAACAGACAACACAAUCCAUCCCCACCGAAGAAAUUCCAAGCAGCAGUGGGGAAUUAGCAGGUGAAUAGUACAAGUCACCUUUGACCGCAAAUUCAUGGAGAACUUGGCCUACUCUGCUGAUUUGCUCGCUUCAGGCACACCAGCAUGCUCGAGUGUUUCCACAACCAUAUACUGAUGUAUGCUUCCAAGCGGUAUUCCUUUGACUACCCAGCAAACCGGGCAAGGAAUUUGCUUGCGGUCAUCGACUACAUGGCACACAAGGACAGGCCCGACCAGAUUGAUGAACAAGGCAAUACAAAAUAUGUUGCAGUAUGGUCAAAGCGUGCCAACAACUACGUGGCCCGGAAGGAGAAGGUCCCCAAGACCUACCCCUACAUGUAUGUACAAGGACUCAUCGGUGCGAUACUGGAACGCAGAGAACAGGACCAAGGACCACUGUUCUCGAAGGCUGUUCUGCUCCCUGAUGACCCUAGACACACAAGGCCCCGGCUUGCACCAUUUCCUCCACCACAAGUUGAUGUGAUCCUAGCCAGGAGACUAGGCCGAUUAGAGAAAUCCAUGUGAACAUUUGGGAUUGUCUGACUUGAGAACUGCUUUUUUUCGAGCAGAGACUAAGGGAUCCAAAUGGCGUCCUUCCGUCCAUCCUCCGUGACUGUACACAAAUUUGAAUGAAGUCUAAUGUGAAAUCUUACCUGCAAAAAUCAAUUAGGGUUGCUAACUUUCCAACCCUGCAUCUGUUUGUAACCAUACUUGAUUGGUACAUGUAGAUGCCCUUUAUUGGCCUCCAUGAUAUUCUGGAGUUGAAGGUCACAUAAGUAGGUGAAAGGUCAAAUGAGGUUCAUUGUUGCAUGAUUGCAUGCAAGACUCUUAAUCGCCUCGAUUUAAUUUGUCCAUGUGGCAUGUUUUUAGGCUAUCUUGAGGAUUGGUUGGAACUUAACAUUUUGGACUCAUUUGGUUGCUAAUGAUUUUGUGGUCCGGAGGUGAAAGAUUGCAUGGCUUAGCAUUACGAGCAUGUAUUCUUGAUAUGUCAGAGACCCUUUGACAAAAUACCACCAAACUUGAUACCAGAGUGUCCCUGGGGAUCAUGGGGAUGUGGUUAUCUGGAGAAAAAAAAUCACAUAACACAUGAUAUACAUGUACCAGAAAUAAAUUGUUAUUGUUGCUAGAUUAGCCACCAUGCUUGGCACUUGUAUAUUGUAUUACAAUAAGAGGUUGGCAAGUUUACAAAUGGAAGAAAUGUAGGAAUAUAAAAGACAAAUUGUGACAUCAGUGUAUAAAAGCUCUAUGUGAUUUAUACAAUUCAUAAUUUGUGAUAAAAUCAGUGCUUGCUCAUGUGGAAAUGGUGGAUAUUUCAAUUUGUAUCUAUUUGGCAACCUAUAUUCCUUGAAGAAGUUACGGUAGUAAUUAUAAAAUUUACAGCCAAGAGGUCAAACCAUGAGUCAACAAUGUGUUUGGUUUUAGUGACUGUGCAUGUAACUGAGGUGACAGUCGAUCAUGAAAAAGACUAUACUUCGGAACCUGUUGAAAAUCAACAUGGACAGAAGAAAGAUUUGUAGAAUAUCUUAUUGUAAAUAGUCUUCAUUUUUUGUUUAAUGCAAUCAAUGUGACUAAAAUAAUGCAAGCGAAAAAGAGAAAUGAUCACAAGACAGCAAAACAGUUGGUUUCAUGCAUCAUUUGAAUCAAUGAACGUGAAUCAGCUCAACGCCAAAGUAUUGCGGUUCAAGGUUAUAUCAUCAAGAGAUAUGCUGCCUGUAACUACUUUGUAGUUUGAAAGGGUGUAUAAAGGAAUAAGGAUACAGUUGGGCAGGCGAGUCUUUCUGUUGGUCUAUUGUAAAAAACUGGGUCAAAUUUUUUCCAAUUUUUUUGCAAAUUGUAAUAAAACUUGGUAUACCGAUUGACCCGAGGGUGUGCAAGACACAUUUGUUGUGUCUGUCUGUUAAGGUACCUCCAUGGUAACCAAGCUUUGCACAAAGAAUACAAUUUUGUUUUAAUAAUCUUGUGGAGCAUAUUCUUUCCAAGUUUUAGCAAUUUUAUAGUUUUGGUAUCUUUGAUGAGGCAUUAUAAUAACAGUAUAAAACUCAAUGCAUGUGCAGUGUGUAAAAUAAGUAUGUGAGCAAACUAUUGGAAGUAGUUUGAUCGAUUCAUAUGAAACUCAGUACACACAACGCAGAAUUGUCUUUUGUGUGCGUAUAGGACAUGACCAGUUUUGAAAUGUCUGUGCUAUUUUUUUGAAAAACCUUAUGUUGGAUGUUAAUCACUUGAGGUGAUAUUCAUAGUCGAGCAUUAGGGAAGAUGAAAGACAUAUAUGUACCUAACUAUACUUAAUUUUUUGCUGAAACUGAUAUGAUUCAGGAUUUGAGAUCGAUAUGGAGUAUGUAUACAUGUAUACUCGUACACAUUAAGGAAAAGAAUCACUCAGACAAUUUUUAAAGCAUUUAUAUAUAAAGUAAGAUGUGAAACUUAAAAGAUAAAACCAGUUAUGGUCAUGCGACUGCAUUGUGAAAGGAUUGUUGUGGAAUCGAUCAGAAAAGGUUGAUCAUCUAGCAUAUAAGUCUUGGUGUGUACUGCAAGGUUCUAGAAUCAUCGAAAUGAUAAAAAAAUUGGCCCAGUCUUGGUAAAGUUACAAGCACUGUACACAGAAAGAUGUAUAUGGGACUACGCACAAGUGCGCGACACAUGCGUUAUAUCUAUCAAGUCCAAAUAGAUAUAAUAAUUUACCAAAUAUAUCAAUUAGUAGGCAGUUUCUCGGCAAAAUUUGUAUGAUCACGUACUAGUCAAAACAUUGUGUGCGGGCAAGCACUGAAUCAAAUGACCGGGGUAAUAGUAUAUUUGUCAAGCGCGUAGAAACAUUACUGUUAUAGAUACUUUUCUUUGGUAAACUUAUCUACACAUUGCCUAUAGAGUAUGUCAAGUUUUUAUGAAAGACACAAGAUAAGAUGUAUAUAAAUAAGCAGUAACUAAUAAGUAACAAGACAUGGUGGUAUACAAAUAAAGUAUAUUGCUCCUUCUUAAUGACGACGGUUAAAGUUGUCAUAGCGAUAGAUGCUAAAUAAAAAUGUGCCUUUUUUAAUACACAUGAUCUGUUUGUAUGCAAUGGUUGAAAUCAACAUCACGUUUAAAUAUUGCCUUCAGUACAGCAAUUAUAAUUUGUAUUCAUCUCAAUAAUGUUGUGUAAAUUUAACUGUUAGUUAUGGCCGAAUAAAGCUUUCAAUGUACACCAUAAAAA